AUGGAAAGUCCCGAGUUAACGUUCACUUUAGCCUACACAGUUUUAUCUCUCUGCUUCGUAUUUACGCCAAAUGAGUUUCGUUCGGCGGGGUUGACUAUCCAAAACCUGUUUUCCUCAUGGUUGGGCAGUGAAGACAUGGAUUUCAUACACUACCACAUCAAGAGGAGUAGCACUACUCUACUGGUCCACUGCGCGCUGCCAAUCGGUUACUUCAUGGGGAUGUGUAUUGCUGCUCCAGAGAAACACCUGAGAUACAUUCACCAGAUGAGUGACACUUGGAAGGUGUUUUUCAUCCUCUCUUUGUGCCUCCUGUUGGCCAGCUAUAUACUUAUCAUCUUCUGGUCACGCCGACACUGGCACAACCAUCCUAUCAGCAGAGCUCUACAGGCUCAUGUCCAGCCUCCUCAUUCAAACUGGCGCUCAGUGGCCAGCCACAUCAACACAGAGUUCAGACGCAUAGACAAGUUUGCUACAGGAGUACCCGGAGCCAGGGUCAUUGUCACGGACAGCUGGGUGUUAAAGGUGACCACCUACCACGUCUACAUGGCCGCACAGAGGGACUGUCAUGUGACUGUGACCGAGUCCAGGCAGCACCAGCUAAAUCCCGACUCUGCCUCUCCCAUACAGCUGCUCACCCUCAGAGUGCAUAGCAUCAAUCCUGCUGUUAGACCAUUUGACAUAAGAUUGAACUCAACGGAGUAUGCCGAGCUCAGGGAGAAGCUCCACGUUCCCAUCCGAAACUCUGCUAAUGUAGUUAUUCGCCAAACAAUUAGUGAGCUUUUCCUGGAAACGUUCCAAGCUCACGUGAACCUCAACCAAUCCUACUCGCUCCCCAGUGGACAGGAGGUGGAGCCGUGUAUUGGCUGCAUGCAGAUGCCAGCAAACACCAAACUGGUCAGACUCUGUCAUGUAGAUGGAGCUGACGUUGAGACUGAGUGCGAGCAGUGUUUCUGCAGACCUAUGUGGUGUUUGUCCUGUCUGGGUCGAUGGUUCGCCAGCCGACAAGACCAGCAAAGACCCGAGACCUGGUUGUCCAGUCGAGUCCCCUGCCCCACCUGCCGCGCCAAAUUCUGCAUACUGGAUGUUUGUGGGGUACACUGA
Molecule: messenger RNA, 1101 nt
Organism: Nerophis lumbriciformis (worm pipefish)
Lineage: Eukaryota; Metazoa; Chordata; Actinopteri; Syngnathiformes; Syngnathidae
Source: RefSeq, a predicted model, not a curated record